AUGUGUGGCUGGAAUAAUGAUCUUAACAGCUGGAACUAUCGCUGGACACUUGCACGCGAACCGUCUGCCGCAGCGUCCUCUCCUCGACUUUAUCCAUCUUCGGUGAACGAAUCGUACUGUUGCUUUUCGGUGAAACAAACCGAGAUGGCAUUGAACUCUCCUGUAAUGACCGAUGACUAUUCAGCUUGGCUAGUCACUCCUCGCCCAGCUAGAGUCCAACUACCACAAACGAUGGACUCUGAGAGUGUUCUUCAGUCCCGUCUUUGGAGUCCAGCAAUUCCCGGCACCAUGCAGUUGAAGUGUCUGGCUUUCAGUUUUCAUAUCAAACUUGGUCGUGCCAUCAAGGAAAAACUACCAGUGGAUCCCAUUCAUGUGUGCUCGUUCCAGUCUGAUACUUGUGGUUGGACGAACGACCCCAACAGUUGGAAACAUAGAUGGGAAUUGGACAGGUUGUCAGUUGACGAUGACCAAGCUCUUUGCCUAUCGUCGGUUUCGAAAUUCUCAUCGGGUCCGAUAUCCAUGGCGUCACCUUGGGAUUUCGCUUCGGAUGAAAUGGAAGCAAACCGUCCGGCACAUUCGGGUCCCAUUCAAGCUCGUCUUUGGAGUCCACCAAUUCAGAAGCGUCAUAAGCUAGGUUGUCUCACAGUGCUUUAUCAAAUUCACGGUAGUCCAGCUACUGCUAUUGUUGAUGGGACACAGAAGCCAGAUGCGAGCCUUGAUCGACUCGGCUUGGCUCUUUUGAGGCGUCAAGAAGGAUUCACAGUGAACGUUUCGUUCCUUUUCUCAGAGAUUACUCCGAUUCACGUGUGUACUUUCGCAUCCGAUACAUGUGGCUGGACAAACGAUCAAAACAGCUGGAAACAUAGAUGGGAAUUGGAUCCGAUCUCGUUCGGAAAAAAUCAAGCCCUUUGCCUGUCGUCAGUAUCACAAGUUCCAACUUCAGUCGCAUUGCCGUGGGCAGUUUCCGCGGACGAAGCGGUGCUGGACGCCUUGCACCAUUCGAGCCCUAUUCAGGGUCGUCUUUGGAGUCCGCCGAUACAAAAACGCCAUAAGUUGGGGUGUUUCGCGUUCCUUUACCGAAUUGAUUCGAAAUCUCAUAUUGUCAGUGGGAUACAGGGAACGGAACAGAGCGAUCCUCUUCCGGGUUUGGCUGUUUUGAGUCGACAAGAGGGGUGA
Molecule: messenger RNA, 1176 nt
Organism: Opisthorchis viverrini
Lineage: Eukaryota; Metazoa; Platyhelminthes; Trematoda; Opisthorchiida; Opisthorchiidae
Exons: 3
Coding region: 1-1176 (391 amino acids)
Source: RefSeq, a predicted model, not a curated record